Aureobasidium musti is the source of this 1128-nucleotide messenger RNA. The record is from the annotation of a GenBank genome assembly. Lineage: Eukaryota; Fungi; Ascomycota; Dothideomycetes; Dothideales; Saccotheciaceae.
AUGUCACAAGCUCAGAUCCAACCGUGUCGCUAUAAGACUGGCAAGACGCUCGGCGCUGGCUCAUACUCGGUCGUCAAGGAGUGCGUGCACAUUGACACGGGACGCUACUAUGCCGCCAAGGUCAUCAACAAGCGCCUGAUGGCCGGUCGUGAGCACAUGGUGCGCAAUGAGAUUGCCGUUCUCAAGCGCGUGUCCAUGGGCCACCAGAACAUCCNNCUCACGCUGGUCGACUACUUUGAGACCAUGAACAAUCUGUACCUCGUCACCGACCUGGCUCUAGGCGGCGAGCUGUUCGAUCGCAUCUGUCGCAAAGGCUCAUACUACGAAAGCGAUGCUGCAGACCUCAUCCGUGCCACUCUGUCUGCUGUCGCAUACCUCCACGACCACGGUAUUGUCCACCGCGACCUCAAGCCAGAGAACUUGCUGUUCCGUACCCCCGAAGACAAUGCCGACCUCAUGAUAGCCGACUUUGGCUUGUCUCGUAUCAUGGACGAGGAGCAAUUCCACGUCUUGACCACAACUUGUGGUACACCCGGCUACAUGGCGCCCGAGAUUUUUAACAAGAGCGGCCACGGCAAGCCUGUGUCAGUCUUUCUCCUCCUGCCUCCCUCUUUCUGUGCUGACCCUUUCCCAGUGNACGUGUGGGCCAUCGGCGUCAUUACCUACUUCCUGCUUUGCGGGUAUACCCCAUUCGACCGAGACAGUAAUCUCGAAGAGAUGCAGGCCAUCCUCGUCGCCGACUACUCGUUCACUCCUCUCGAAUACUGGCGUGGCGUGUCGCUUUCUGCCCGAGCCUUCAUCAAGCGCUGUCUGACCAUCGACCCCACAAAACGCAUGACAUCCCACGAAGCUCUGAGCCACGACUGGAUCGCUGGCCCUGCACAAGAAAGAGGCAACGAGGAUCUGCUUCCCACAGUCAAGAAGAACUUCAACGCCAGAAGAACCCUACACAAAGCCAUCGACACUGUUCGCGCUAUCAACCAACUCAGAGCAGGUGGCGGUAUGGGCAUGAUGGACGGCGCCCAGUCUCAUCGUCCCGAGCGAGUCGACACUGCCGCACCCAGAGACAAGGACGGCGACGUUGACAUGGAUUCGAAAGCUAAGAGUCAAACCGCGACUGCUGCUUGA